AUGCGAUUGGCCAAAAACAGGGUUGACAUCGAUACCCUAAACAUAGGAGAGAUCCGCUCAAGGAAAGCGAGAACGGGGGCCCUUCUGCUUGAAAUCCCGGGAGCCGAAGGUGCCAGUAAGGCAGAUAAAUUAACAGGAAAACUCAAAGAAGCACUCGGGGACGAGCAAAACGUACUAAUCUCUCGGCCGGAAAAAACCGCGGACGUCAGACUGAGAGAUAUAGAGGAGUCGACUACGAAAGAGGAUAUUCUGUUGGCAUUAACACAAAGAGGAGAAUGCCAAAAAGAAGCCAUAAAACUGGGGGAUAUCACCUCAGCAUAUAAUGGACUGGGAACGGUAGCUGAGAUGCCCGGUAGCAGCAGCCAAAAGGAUAGCGAACAGCAAAAGAAUCCGCAUCGGCUGGACGAUGGCAAGAGUAGAGCUGCUACCCGAAAGGGCAACACAAUGUUACCGUUGCCUAGAGGUAGGCCACGUUAG
Trachymyrmex cornetzi is the source of this 477-nucleotide messenger RNA. RefSeq lists its product as uncharacterized. Lineage: Eukaryota; Metazoa; Arthropoda; Insecta; Hymenoptera; Formicidae. The transcript has a single exon. The record is from RefSeq and is a predicted model, not a curated record. The coding region runs from base 1 to 477 and encodes 158 amino acids.